GUUAUGGCACUUGGAAUACUGGAGCCACCAACACUCAAGGUACCUAUGGGACAAAUGCGACGAGCUGGCAAGGCUAUGAGGGCUACGACUACUACAACACCCAAACCACCGCCGCUAACACCGCAGCCACGUACAACUAUGCUCCCGCCAGCUCCAGCAGCUGGGAAGCCCACAAAGCUUCGGAUAUGAGCCUCAAUGCUGAUGUCAGCUCUUCCAUGCCCAUCACCUCCUACGGCACCGAGCACUCAGCCAACGAGAACUCGGAUUCCAUCAUCGCCAAGAUCAACCAGCGCCUGGAUAUGCUGUCGAAGGAGGGCAGCGGCGGGACCGGGGACGGGAUGGAAGACCAGGAGAGCUCUUUCAGAUUCGAGUCCUUUGACUCCUACGACUCGAGGUCCUCCAUGAACGACCGCGACAUGUAUCGACCCAGCUACGACUACGGCGACAUCGGGACCGACCGGAACGAUUCCUUCGGGAGCCAGUUUGACAACCGCAGGGAUCAGUCACGCAACAGAGGGAACAACUACGGGCUCAUGCGGGGCCGGGCUCAGAACCGUGUCCAGAACCGCGGGCGACUCAACGCCUUCAACCGCAGCGACCACUUCAUGCCCUCGUCCAGCUCCGAGCGCCUCUCGGCCCGUUGGAAUGAGCUGAACUACAUGGGAGGACGUGGGAUGGGGGGGGCCGGAUCCAACAGGCUCCCUUCCCUCUUUUCCCAAGCCCUCGUUCCCGAUUAUGGUGACUACGGCGACUACGGAGAUUACGGCGACUAUGGGGAUUACGGUGACUAUGGCGACUACGGAGAUUACGGUGACUACGGAGACUAUGACUAUGGCAUGAUGGGGAUGUCGGGCAUGGGAAUGGGACGGUAUGGGAAUAUGCCGUAUGGAAUGGGGAGGCAACGGAACAGAGACAGGAUGGGGUCGGUGCCCUGGCACAUGAACACGCUCAUGCCCAAGAGAAGAGGGUUCCGGAACCGUUCCGGAGGGCGGUCGGAUGGUGAGGGGGGAGGACGCAAGAGGAAACAGUCACAGAGUGGGGAUGAGCCCGACAGCAAACAGGCGAAGACUGACAGUGAAGGAGAUGACACUGACAAUGAUGAGGGAGAAGGAGAGGAAAAAUCCGGAGACGAAGCAGACAAAGGUGUAAGUACAACCUGCUCUAGUGGAAGGUCGUCAGGAGAUGGCUGUGAGGAUGAUGAUGAGGAGAUGAAAAAGAAGAGGGAGAAGCAGCGGAGAAGAGACCGAAUGCGCGAUCGUGCUAUGGACAGGAUCCAGUUUGCCUGUUCUGUCUGCAAGUUCCGCAGCUUUGAGGAAGAGGAGAUCCAGAAACAUCUCCAGAGCAAGUUCCACAAGGAGACCUUGAGGUACAUUGGUACCAAGCUCCCGGAUAAAACAGUCGAGUUCCUGCAGGAGUACAUCGUGAACAGGAACAAGAAGAUCGAGAAGCGGCGCCAGGAGCUGACCGAGAAGGAGGGCACAAAGCAGAAGCCGGAUCCUUUUAAAGGCAUUGGGCAGGAGCACUUCUUCAAGAAGAUCGAGGCAGCUCACUGCAUGGCCUGUGACAUGUUAAUUCCUGCACAGAACCACCUUCUCCAGAGGCACCUGAGAUCUGCUGAUCACAACAGGAACCGCAGGAUGGCUGCAGAGCAGUUCAAGAAAACCAGUUUACACGUGGCCAAGAGCGUCCUGAAUAACAAACACAUCGUAAAGAUGCUGGAAAAAUACCUCAAGGGAGAAGAUCCCUUUACAGAUGAAAUCACGGAUCAAGACGUGGAUGAAGCUAUGGAAGGUGGAGACGGCGCCGGGGAAGGAGCGACCCGCGGCCUGCCACCACCACCAGCACCACCGAGACGACGAGCUGGAAGCAGAGGAGGUGACGUCGGACGCGGCGGCAGCGCCUUCGGAAGCGCUCGGAAGCGCCGGAAGAGCCCCCAGCAGCUCCUGAAAAGCCCCCAGAAUCGGUGGUUUCUCCCCAAAAUGAGACUGAGGGUUGGGCAGGAAAAGAGGAGGAGGAAGAGGAGGAACACGGGAGCGAGGAGGCGGCCGGUGGGAGUGAGGAGGAAGAGGAGGAGGAGGAAGAAGAGGCUCCACCAGCAGCCACGGAGCCACAACCGGAGUAACUGUGAAUGUGUGUGA
This is a messenger RNA of Nestor notabilis (Kea), 2138 nucleotides long. RefSeq names its product A kinase (PRKA) anchor protein 8 (gene AKAP8). Gene Ontology annotation, cellular component: nuclear matrix; nucleus. The record is from RefSeq and is a predicted model, not a curated record. The transcript has 14 exons. Gene Ontology annotation, molecular function: protein kinase A regulatory subunit binding; DNA binding. The annotation marks the transcript as partial. Lineage: Eukaryota; Metazoa; Chordata; Aves; Psittaciformes; Psittacidae.